Varroa destructor (honeybee mite) is the source of this 1673-nucleotide messenger RNA. Its product is annotated as RING finger protein 37. Gene Ontology annotation, cellular component: nucleus. Gene Ontology annotation, biological process: protein polyubiquitination. Gene Ontology annotation, molecular function: ubiquitin protein ligase binding; ubiquitin-ubiquitin ligase activity. The record is from RefSeq and is a predicted model, not a curated record. NCBI's taxonomy places the organism in Eukaryota, Metazoa, Arthropoda, Arachnida, Mesostigmata, Varroidae.
UUUAUACGAUUGAAAUUUGCAGAAACCUACAAGGAUGUAAUAAUGGAAUCCGGGCCAAAUCUGGGUAAACUCCUAUAGAGACAACACACAGCUCGUCUGGAUAGCGCUCGUGAAAAAGGAUUCAUUUAUUCUUUUUGCAGCAGAAAUAAUCGAAAAGAAAUGAAACCGACAAAUCUCCUUCGUUCGGCGCUAGGCUGCACUGUGUCAUGUGACAAAUGUACAGUUGAUGGUUUCGAAGUCGCGAAUCUAAUUUCGGAUAAUGUCCUGCUGCGACAAAAAGGAGCUUUACUGGAACACUUUAUUCGUCCACCUGUUAAUAUUGAUUUCACGCUACCGUGUCCCAGUGAUGUUGCCUUUGUCAGGAUCAAACUUGCUAAGGCUUCAAUUGCUGUACAGCGUCUUCAAAUAUGGGCGCAAAGUUCUGGGCAGAAUCAGUGGGUGAAGUUGACAACCGUGUCUAACGUUGACGGAGAACUUCUCCUAAAGUGUGGCCAUAUAUUACCUCCGUACCUUAACGUGGAUACUGCCUUGGGACAGUCAUCGCCGCAGAUAGUGAAGAUGUUAAGGAACACAGUUAAGCUUCGCAUUAUGAUACUUUCGAUGAAAAAUUGCGUAGCUGUAGGUCUUCCCGGAUGUGAGGCACUUGGAGUUCCAUCCCGCCAUGUUCAGCGAACCCACCCGAUAUUCAGCAGAUUCGACGGAAAGCCCAAGAGUACCUCUAAUCUUCAACAGUUUCCUUUAACUUCUACCGCCCAUAAUCAUGGUUAUUUAAGAAAUAAGCCUGAAAAGAGUGAUAUCAUACAAAAUUCUUCCAGGAAACGUCAGUUGCAUGAGAUAGCUUCGUCUUCAAGCGCUGAAACAAUCCCUGAAGAGUUUCUCGAUUCUAUCACUGUUGCAGUUAUGACUAUUCCAGUCGUAUUACCCAGCGGCAAUAUUGUCGACCAGUCUACUUUAGACAAAUACGUUGCUAUCGAGAACCGUUGGGGACGUCCAGCGAGUGAUCCGUUUACAGGUGUUCCGUUAAGAUCUCGACCACCUGUCCUGCCUGAACUGAAAAGCCGCAUUGACCAUUUUUUGUCAAGUAGCGGAAGCGCUUUAGGAGUAAGGGUAGCCGAUGGCCGAAAUGUAACUCGACCUGAGGUGUCGAGAUUGGUUUCAGUACAAACCGCCACAGCAAAAAGAGAAUCCGUUAUAAAGAUGAAUACAAGUUACGGUGAAACAGGACCCAAUGUAUCGUUGUCUACUGAUUCGAAGACGGCAUUUGCCCAAGCACUGGCCACAGCCCGUAGAGUGCUCAACCGAGGAUCCGAAGCAACACAAGCAGACAGCGGUACCUCCAAAAAGAUCAGGCCAACAUGCGCAAACUGCGAUUCUAUUGAGGCCACAUAUAAAUUAACUUGUGGGCAUGUGCUGUGUAGAUCGUGCGUGAUAUUGGAUUCUACCUCGAAAUGCCGCACCUGUGGUACAGAAUCACUUCGCACCGAGAUAGUAAAAAUCAAUUUAGUGUCAAACUUAACAUAAAAGUAAGCUCCGUGUCCACUGCCAAUAUUGAGAAAAAUGCUGCGUUCUUUUACUUUAUAAUAACCGUACAUACGCAAGUAGUCAUAUUGUGUAAAUAAAUGUUUUUGUAAGCUAACUGAGUCAACGAAAAAUAAUAAGCUUUCAAGUAUUUA